Mauremys reevesii (Reeves's turtle) is the source of this 892-nucleotide messenger RNA. RefSeq lists its product as uncharacterized. The record is from RefSeq and is a predicted model, not a curated record. Bases 53 to 835 code for a protein of 260 amino acids. The transcript has 12 exons. NCBI's taxonomy places the organism in Eukaryota, Metazoa, Chordata, Testudines, Geoemydidae.
UCAAUGGGGGAAACGGACAACUGUCAAGCUGAGAGAGGCCCUUGAACCCGAGAUGUCAGGGGAUGCCAGAAAGCAGUGGCUCAGACCCUGGAGGACGCAGCGAGCAGGAGCAGAGGCAGCGAGUAUAAUUCAUUCUACUUUCACAACGUCUUGCCUGAGAGGACAUCAAUCCGGUCCAGCAGAGCAUGUCCACGCUUGGCCGUGCCGGAGAGGUGUCUCAUACCUGCCGAUGAGAAUGAGCAGACAUCGCUGGGCUGUUUCUGUCCCUCUCGGUUCCCACCACUGCCUCGAUGAUCCUGUCUCUGUGCCUCUUGCUGCCCGCGCUGAGUCCCAGCAGCCAGGAGAUCUGCUCAGCUCCCGUGACAGCUCUGGGAAUUACUCCUGUGGCUACGAGAUCAAAGACAGCAACAACCGGGUGAGCAAAUCCCAGCUCAGCCCUGCUAAGCACCUCAGUGUGACAUGGCUGGAUCUGAAGCUCCUGUUGGGAAUUAUAAUCCCUGCAAUCCUGGUUCUGGCUGUGGUGCUUUAUCUUCUGGGAAAGAAAGGAAAUGUGUCCACGCCUCUGAUCACAUUGUCUAACUGCCUUUCAGCCAUGUCUCUACCAAGGAAUCAAAGGUCUGUGCAUGGAGUAGCCGUAGCAUUUUCCCGCCUGCUGGGGAGACCCAGGCAGCAGGGACGCCCGGAACGAGUCCAGCGUGACACCAGUAACCCUUAUGAAGAGGAUAUUCACUACGCCUCGGUGGAUUGGCUGGGAAGCUCCAGGCAACCACUGCCCCAGAGAGAAGAGACACCGACAUACGCGGACAUCAAUCUGCAGCGGGACAGAUGUCAUUAAUGCUCCACUUGCUGAAAUGUAGGACUCAGUGUGCAGCUACAUCACAGAACCUUCCAA